GCUUGACGACAACAAACAUGGAGGAGUAUGCCCGUGAGCCCUGUCCGUGGAGGAUAGUGGAUGACUGUGGAGGAGCUUUCACCAUGGGUGCGAUUGGAGGAGGGGUGUUCCAGGCAGUCAAGGGUUUUCGAAAUGCCCCUGCCGGUGUUGGACAUAGACUGAAAGGAAGCGCAAAUGCAGUGAGGGUAAGAGCGCCACAAAUUGGAGGUAGCUUUGCCGUUUGGGGAGGACUCUUCUCCACAAUCGACUGUGGUUUAGUUCGCCUGAGAGGCAAAGAGGAUCCCUGGAACUCCAUAACAAGUGGUGCACUGACUGGGGCCAUCCUCGCAGCACGCAGUGGACCAUUAACCAUGAUGGGCUCUGCCAUGAUGGGGGGGAUUUUGCUCGCUCUCAUUGAGGGUUUUGGUAUUCUCCUAACCAGAUACACUGCGCAGCAGUUUCAGAACCCUGUUCCUUUUGCAGACGACCCCAGUCAGUUGCCGCCGAAGGACGGAGAUCAGCAUCAGGGGCAGAAGAGGCAGUUUCAGUAGAGAGCUUUAAGGACUGAGACCAGCUGUGGACACAGUGAGUUAAAUCAGUGUAAUAGGAACGCCAAGACAUUAGCAACAGGAUGAUCAGGAGGUGGAUGAACCGGUCCCCGCAGCGGUGUCAGGUAGUUGCACUUUUUGCUUACACCUCAGGGGCAAAUUACUGUGAGUUUUACUUAUUUAUGAGCAAAUGUUUGUAUGUGAACAAUGGUCCUCGUGACUAACUUCGUAUUUGUACCAUUAGAAUCUCAUGCAGCAAUUUCUGUUUUAAUCAUUAUUGCGUCAUUGCUGGGAACUGAUAGGGUUAAAUAUGCAACUCUAAAAUUUAUGUUUAAAAUGAAUUUGAUUCUUCAGUAUCUUGGCAACAUGUAUUUCUGAAAAAGCCCAUAUACUCCUUUUAUUUUGUUUUUACAUUGUUCUUUUGUGUUAGUUUGUAAACUUACAAAGCUACACCAAAAGGGAAUUUUCUGUCCCACAGAAAACACGGCUUAUUACCUGCCUGAAACAUUUCGUUUGAAGUCCAAACUUUUCUUCCAUCACUUAACUGCAUCACACUCUUCUAAUGUUUCCUCUUUAAAGCCACUUCACAUUAGAGCUACAUCUCUCUGUCUAAAGGAGACAGGAGCUAAAAAAAAAAAGACAGAUGGUCCUUUAGCAAUACACGAAAUGAAAAAAGGAUUUUUUUUUGGUACAUUAAGUUGACCAAAAAGUGAACAUCAGAAACCUGUAAAUGUGCAUGAUAUGGGCUCUUUAAAGGGAAAUAUGCUUGUUUAAUUUUUUUGCCGAGAGUUAGAGGAGAAUCAGUACAUUCAUACAUAAUACCACUCUCAUGUCUUUAUGGUAGACAUGUAGCAGAAGCCAGCAGCUGCUCAUUAGUUAACAUGGUAAAUCUCAUUUUGUUGAAUGUGUGCAAAAAAACUAAAGUAUAAAACAUCAAAUCUGCAGUUUUAUGUGCCAGACUUGCUGGAUCCUCUCAUCUAACUCUCGGCAAAACAUCCGACCACUGCUUAACGCUUCCAAAGAUUUUGCACUUGGACACGUAGAUGUUGUAAACAGUGAAGCCAGCGUUGUAAUGACUGCAUGGUAGAAGAACAGGACAUGUUUGUUUCAGUAAGGGUUUACCAUAGAGAGUGGUGGGCUGAGUAUUUGUUUAUAAGUGUAUUUAAACGUCAGCUGUGACAAUCAAUCUGUGAAUGUUUUGAAUUAUGUGUGUUACAGAUGGCUCAGCAAAACCCCAUUCCAUUCUCUGUUUGCAAUUUAUCCUAAUAAGUUAUUGCCUCAUUUGGCAGCUUUAGUAAUAUUGAAGUUUUAUUGAAUAUUUAAUGUCUUACGCAUUAGAAAAUAAUUGCACCUUUUUCUGCAAUACUGUAGAAAGAUUUUCUUGAAAUUAUGGCUUUAAUUACUCAGACAGUUCUGUUACAACUUGCACCCAUUGUCACUUUGAUGCUACAGUAUCCGAUAGCAACCAAGCACUUUUUAAACUUUUAAUUUUCUUGAAAUGGUAGCACCUUCCACUGCGAAGAAAUGAUGCAACACGAUCCAGUGGUUUGCUGUCAAACUUUGUAUAGAGAGAGAGAAUGUUUAUUUUAUCCUAAUAUAUUUAUUGUGCAAAAGAAAAAAAUAAAGGUAUUAAUGUUCUAU
Stegastes partitus (bicolor damselfish) is the source of this 2168-nucleotide messenger RNA. RefSeq names its product translocase of inner mitochondrial membrane 17 homolog B (yeast) (gene timm17b). Gene Ontology annotation, cellular component: TIM23 mitochondrial import inner membrane translocase complex. The transcript has 6 exons. Bases 18 to 530 code for a protein of 170 amino acids. Gene Ontology annotation, biological process: protein import into mitochondrial matrix. Gene Ontology annotation, molecular function: transmembrane protein transporter activity. NCBI's taxonomy places the organism in Eukaryota, Metazoa, Chordata, Actinopteri, Pomacentridae. The record is from RefSeq and is a predicted model, not a curated record.